CCCAUCUUUCUUUCUUUUAUUGUGGAUCUUUAAACGGAGAAAUAAAAAUAGGAAUUUCAAAAAAACAAAAAUAGACGUUAUUUGAAUUUGGUUUAGUCGUUUUUUUGAAUUCAGAAAACAAAACGGGAGAACGGCUCUUUUUUUUUACCGUUUAUUUGUUUUUAGUUUGUAACUACAAACGAAAAAAGGUGUUUUUCUCGUUAUUUCGUUUUGUGGUUCAAGUGAAAAAUCAAACUAUAAAAACGUACACAAUUCCAGUAGCAGCUUGAAGCUACUUGGUUGCUAUAGCAACGGACCAACACGGCUGUCUCGAGCUUUAGAAGUAGCUAGCUAACUAGCUAGCUAGGUUUACAAAGGACUAAAGUAAAGGUGUUUGAGUAAGUUCUUUCCAGUCUUUCUGAAGUCAUAUCCUUUGUUUUCACGUUUCUUUCAUGUAGAGUCAACUUCUUACCCUUCUGUUUCUGAAAGUUAAUGUUAGCCAACUAGCAGCUAACGUUAGCUACAUUGUGCUAUUUCAGAUUUUGGUUUAAAAAAGAUUGCAGAUGGAGACCUCACAGAGUAGAGAUGGCAGAGGACUGUGGAACAACCCCAGAGCCACCCAGUACAGCAAGAAGACCCAGGAUCUGCUGAGAUUAAUGAUGCAGGAAUCAAAACUCACUAACCUCCAGAGAAAGCAGAUCAACGAAUGCCUCAAGAAUGGAGCUGCUUUACCACUGACCUCUGAGUCCACAUCAUCAGCUCCUGCCCCUCAGCCUAAAACCAGUAAAUCUGUCCAGAAACGUCUGCCAGGGAUUCCUCGGAGACGCAGCGCUGAAUCUUGUCGCUCUGGGAACAGCUACGUCAGAGAAAAGUUCCAUCCUGGUCCUAUAAGGGACUCAGAGAAAGAGAAGAGGAGGCUUCAAAAUAUAUUGGCAACGGGAAAAGAAGAGCCAACAGUUGCAGCUUUCCAAAAUGUUGGUGCAUGUCGGAACCUAGAAGCGGCAGAGCAGAAAGACGAGUAUCAGGAAGUUUUGGAUGAGAUAGAGGAGAGAAGACAGUUUCUGGCAGAUAUGACCUCUCUGGGUUUGGAGAAGCAGUACAUCAACAUCAUCACCACUGAGAUAUCCCAGAGGAUUCGACAACUGCAGGUGUUGGACAAGGCCCGCAGUCCCAACAAGCACGAAAUGACAUCUGAGAGGAAAGGGGAGACUGCAGAACAGAUGACCGAAACAAUAGAUUUGAAAGAGGCCAGAGGAGAGAAGACUCACUGCCACUGACUGAGCACUUAAAAAUCAGGUGCAAGCAAUACAACUUCAAAUUCAGAUUAUGAAUGGGUCGAGUUCAGCGUGACAUAAUGAAUUUUGUGGUAAUGUUUGCAAAGAGGUUUCAGCUGACCCACUGCGCAGCAGUGAAAGCAUUAAACUUACAAGAAACAUCAACUACUUGCAUUGAGUUAUUUUAUUUCCUCUGUCUUCCAGUGUCAGUGUUCUUCUUAUAAUCCUGCUGCUGUUUUAGGACAAUGUAUAACUGACACAUGUGGUGCUACACAAGCCCUUUGUUCCAGCUGGACAGGAAGACUAGCACAUAGAAGAAACAGAGAUUAACAUUUCAAAUGGAGGACAAAUAGACAAUCUAACUGCUGGAACAGGAACGAGUAAACAUACUGACAUUUACAUAAGCUUAAAUGACGCUCAUCCACACAUGUAAUUAAAUAAAUGGCACUCGUACAAACAUUAACACAUUAUUUUCCUAUCCACUUUUAAGGCAAAAAUGGAAACAUACAGAAAGGCAUAGUAAAAUAUAAAUUAAUGAUUGCAUAUUGAGGUUUUACCCAACUGUUAAAAGUUAUAAGCUAGUGCUACAUUUGUCAAAAAACUGUAUAUUUGCCUUUUCUAAUAUUCAUUAUAACGUGUGACCUUUCAUAUCAAUAAACUUUCUGACAUCUGCAGUUGAUUGGUUUCCACAAGUCUCUCCUGUAGACCUCACAUUUUUUUUAAAUCAAUCUGAUUUUAAGUCUCCCACUUUGUUUCCAGUCGCACGCGCACACACACACACACUAAUACUGUAUCUACGUUUAUCCAUGUCUUUGAUGAUAUGCAUUUACAUAAAUGACUCCAUCGCAAAACUGUCCAAGAUGAAACUAAAAACAAGGAAACCACAGACGAUCAUCACAUAG
Molecule: messenger RNA, 2155 nt
Organism: Etheostoma spectabile (orangethroat darter)
Lineage: Eukaryota; Metazoa; Chordata; Actinopteri; Perciformes; Percidae
Gene: c2h22orf23
Product: chromosome 2 C22orf23 homolog
Exons: 8
Coding region: 543-1256 (237 amino acids)
Source: RefSeq, a predicted model, not a curated record